AUGCGCCAACCCAAUCGUGCGAUCCAUCGUGAACGUCACACUACGCCGACUAUUGAUGACCUAAUUCAUGAUCUAAACGGUGCUACCGUUUUCUCUAAAAUUGAUUUGAACUCUGGUUACCACCAACUCGAACUCGCACCCGAAAGCCGCUAUAUCACAACGUUUUCCACGCACAGAGGACUUCGCCGCUACACCCGCUUAAAUUUUGGUACGUCAUCCGCCGCCGAAGUCUUUCAAGAUGCCAUCCAACAGGUUCUCAGUGGUAUCGAAGGUGCUCGUAAUGUUAGCGCGCAUUUUUGUGCGCGUCAUGCCGUUUUUGAACGUUUACGCUCUAAGAACCUUACGUUGAAUGCCAAAAAGUGCGAGUUCAACAAAUCCAGCAUCGAGUUCUUUGGGUAUAUAUUCUCCAGAAAUGGUUUCUCCCCAGACCCCAAGAAAGUCUCUGCUAUCAACAAUACCAGUCCCCAGUUUCCUCGGUAUGACCAACUACUGUUCCCGGUUUAUCCCCAAUUAUUCCACCAUCACUGAACCCCUCCGUACGCUUACCAAAUCCGACCAGCCCUGGACAAGGACAUCCCAGCAUCAACACGCCUUUGAUCAGCUGAAGCAUCUUCUCACCAGCGACACCGUUCUCUCCUACUUCAACCCCCACAACGCAGCCACCAUAAUUGUCGAGGUGAACGAGGUGAACGAUAAAACAAAACAAAUACAGACGAGAUUAUGUGAGAGUUUAUGCAUGUUUUUAUAGUUUCAAACUUUAAAUAAAUAUCAAAAAACAUUCGCGACAAUGUUGUUGCCUAUGCAAGUCGUUCUCUCACUCCCGUAGAACAACGGUAUUCCCAAACAGAACGAGAAGCCCUCGGUGUACUGUUUGCGUGUGAACAUUUUCAUCUUUACAUUAUACGGCGCGAAAUUCAACAUCAUCACAGAUCACAAACCUCUUGAACGCAUUUUUACCAAUCCCGCUGCUCGUUCCAAUGCCCGAUUAGAACGCUGGGCCUUCAAGCUUAAACUAUAUCACUUCACCAUUUCCUAUUCUCCUGGCAAAACCAACCCCGCUGAUUAUCUGUCCCGUCACAUUCUAGCUACAACCCACCCUUCCACUGCAUCCGACCAGGCUGAAGAAUAUAUCGCGUUCUUAGCAGAUCAUACCACCCCAAAAGCUAUGACCGUUUCUGAAGUGAAACAAUCCACCCGUGCCGAUCCCACUCUGCAAGCCGUCAUCGAAGCCCUCCGUAACAACACCUGGCACUCGACGUUUGAGACACCCAGUCCCCUUGUCAACUCCCAGGACCUCCACGCUCUUUACAAUAUCCGCGACGAACUGAGUGUUUCUGAUUAUCAUGAUCUCCUUCUUCGCUCUCACCGUCUCAUCCUCCUACAUGCCCUUCGUCAACGUGCUCUCCACAUCGCCCAUGAAGGUCACCAAGGCCUUACCAAAACCAGGGCGCUAUAA
Messenger RNA from Paramuricea clavata, 1456 nucleotides. Lineage: Eukaryota; Metazoa; Cnidaria; Anthozoa; Malacalcyonacea; Plexauridae. The record is from the annotation of a GenBank genome assembly.